AUGAGUGAGCAGCAAGAGACACCUGCCAGCUCUGAGGCUCAGCAGCAACAGCCAAGAGUCCCGCGUGCGAACAGCGCUGGUUCUAGGUCUGCCAACUCGAAGGGCCCCAGAUCAAAUCAAAAACCAUACAACGGGAACCAAACAUCGCACUCCGGUAAUAGCCACAGGUACAACAAGAACAGUGGUCAUUACAAGAACAAUCGUACGAAUGUCGGAAAUAACAGUAAUAGCAAUAAUGGCGCCGGUAUGCCUAACAUGCAAUGGGGUUACGGAUCUUACAACAUGACAGGCCAACCUCAGUUCUACCCUUCUUACGGUUACGGUUAUAUGCCUGCUAUGGCUGCUCAGGGUUACAAUCCUGCGGCUGCUGCAGCAGCCGCUGCCGCCGCCGCCGGUCAAAGUCAUCCAGGCUCCGUUUCUCCAGCGGAUGUAAAUGCUGCCACACCUUUGGCCACCAGCAACACGCCUGUAGCUAAAAAAAUUGAGAUCACGAACAGAUCAGGCGAACAAGUCGAUCUUAACGCAAUUCACAGUCAGCAUAUGUCCGGCAUGGCCGCACCUCUUUCAGCCUCUCAAUCGCCGUCGAAGGACACGCCGGUCGCUUCGGUCAGUGCUUCGCCUGAAGUCAGCACUUCAAAUAAGUCUGCUCCAGAAGCUUCUUCUGAUGAAUCGAAGGAGCCAUCUGCUGAUGAGCUCUUGAAAAUGAGCUUCUUGGAACAAGUCCGCUUGAGAAAAGCGAUGCGUGCACAGAAAAAAUCGGACGACGCUCCCCAAACUGCUGCCGUCGCUGCCACAGAAGAUGUUCCAGAAACUCCAAAAUCUACAUCUGUCAAGACCGAACAGAUAUCAAGUAAGGAAACUGGUAAUGCUACUGAACUUACUUCUGACGGUAUUCCAGUUGCGGAAACAAACCAAGAGCCUGUGACGGAGGGAACCCCUGAGGAGCAUAAUGUUGUUGAAGAAGAAGUUCCGGUGACUGAUGAUACUACCCAACCUGUUAAGGAAACUGCUGAAACUGUUCAACCUUCGAAACCUUUGACUUUCGCCGAGAAACUGCGUUUGAAAAACAAGAUUCCAGCCAAAACCGAACCCGUUGAGAAUCAAGUUGACUCAACUCCUGUCGAUGCAGACACUAAGGUUGAUGCCGGCAAUUCCAAGCCCGAGGAAGAACCCGAAGAAGAGUCUGGGAAAGGACCAGAAGAAGUGUCAAAAGAAGAUACGAAACUUCCUUCCGAAGGUCUCGCUUCAACUGACAUUGAACAUAACGAGAUUAAUUUGGAAACCACGUCUGGAAAAGAAGAGGCCACUGGGGUGGAACUUGAAGAUGAGACGAAGGAUGAUGCUUCUGUUGACGCUGAAACUACCGCUGAGGAAGCCAAGAAUCCAGAUGAAGACGAAGAUACCGAUGUUGAUGAUGGCAGAUUGACCAUGACCGAACUUUUGAGUAAAUUGGACCAAAUUCCUGCUGUGGAAGACAUUUAUUCUUUUGAUUACCCCGAAGGUAUUGAGGCUCCAGAUGCUAGACACAAGAAAUCCAAAGUUAAGUAUACUUACGGUCCAACCUUUCUGCUCCAGUUUCAGGAGAAAGUUAAUGUUCGUACAGAUGCUGAGUGGAAGAAAAACGUGGCCUCUAAAAUUGUUAUUCCACCAGGCACAGUGAGACAAGGUAACAGGGCGAGAGGAGAUUCUAAGUUUGGUCAAGGAGUCAACUUCAAGAAGAGUGGUUCUAUGAGAGGCAUGGAAGGAAGAUCUAACUCUAGAUCCAAUUCGAAGAGAAAAUCAAAGAGAAUGGGUGAUGACAGAAAGUCGAACAGAGCCUACACUUCCAGAAAAGAUCGCGAAAAGAUGGCCGAAGAGGAAGCUCAGAAGGCCCUGGAGGAGGCAGCCCCACUCGUUCCUAGUGCAAACAGAUGGGUGCCAAAGUCCAAACAGAAGAAGACCGAAAAGAAGUUUGCUCCUGACGGUGUAACGGAAUUGAUCGAAAAGGACGAAGCCGAAAGAAAGAUGAAGUCUUUACUAAAUAAAUUGACUCUUGAGAAAUUCGACUUGAUCUCCGAAGAUAUCAUAAAGAUCGCCGAUCAAUCUAAGUGGGAAACUGAUUGUGUUACCCUCAAAGUGGUCAUUGAACAGAUUUUCUUGAAGGCGUGUGACGAACCACAUUGGUCAUCCAUGUAUGCGCAGCUUUGCGGCAAAGUUGUCAAAGACAUGGACCCUGAAAUCAAAGAAGAGGGAAAUGACGGCAAGACUGGCCCUAAGUUGGUGCUACAUUAUCUAGUCGACAGGUGUCAUGCUGAGUUUCAAAAGGGCUGGAGCGACAAACUUCCUACAAAGGAGGAUGGUUCCCCUCUAGAACCUGAAAUGAUGUCUGAUGAGUAUUAUCAGAUGGCUGCCGCUAAGAGAAGAGGGUUAGGUCUGGUGAGACUCAUUGGUUUCCUAUAUCGUUCGCAUCUAUUAACAGCCAAGAUGAUGUUUGAAUGUUUCCGGAGAUUAAUGAAGGAUUUGUCUGAUAGUCCUAGUGAAGAAACUUUGGAGUCAGUAUUGGAGCUCUUGAGUACUGUUGGUGAGCAAUUUGAAGAUGAUCGCCUCGUUCAGCCAAGUGGCUCCCUCGAAGGCUCCACGGUAUUGGACCAAUUGUUCUACAUGCUGGACAAGGUGACAGAAACGAGUGACAUCUCGAGUAGGAUCAAGUUCAAGUUAAUAGAUAUGAAGGAACUGAGAGAGGUGAAGAACUGGAACAAUGCCAAGAGGGACGAAGGCCCCAAGACCAUACAGCAAAUCCAUGAGGAAGAGGCAGCCAAGAAAGCCUUAGAGGAAAGGGAACGUAAAUUCAGAGGUAGUUCAAGAUCUGGCUCUAGGAGAACGAACUCCAACACAUCAAUGGGCAACAGAAGUAACUCAAGAAGAGAACCUGCUCCUGUAUCCAAGGACAGUUUUAUUGCCACGCGCUCGUCCUCAUUGAGACACGUUCAAGGUGCCAGUAAAGAGGAAACACCCCAGCAAAAAACAGCUGUCAAUAUGUUUGAUGCUUUAAUGGGCGCCGAAUCUGAUGAUGAUGAAUGA
This is a messenger RNA of Lachancea dasiensis, 3060 nucleotides long. NCBI's taxonomy places the organism in Eukaryota, Fungi, Ascomycota, Saccharomycetes, Saccharomycetales, Saccharomycetaceae. The record is from the annotation of a GenBank genome assembly.